Messenger RNA from Alternaria postmessia, 2385 nucleotides. RefSeq lists its product as uncharacterized. The record is from RefSeq and is a predicted model, not a curated record. The coding region runs from base 1 to 2385 and encodes 794 amino acids. Gene Ontology annotation, molecular function: DNA binding; zinc ion binding; DNA-binding transcription factor activity, RNA polymerase II-specific. Gene Ontology annotation, biological process: regulation of DNA-templated transcription; DNA-templated transcription. NCBI's taxonomy places the organism in Eukaryota, Fungi, Ascomycota, Dothideomycetes, Pleosporales, Pleosporaceae. The transcript is spliced from 4 exons.
AUGCGCAAGACUCCACCAGGGUCGAGCGGGCAGUCACCACGGACCAUGAUACCUCCACCUAGCCCAUUCGCAAUGGCACAUCCGGCUGCUCGCACGACUACUCUGACUGCACCGACAGUCCCACAGCUCGGUUCCAGGUCACCGGGAUACUCCUCAAACUCGUACAGCCACUCAACUUCACCCAGCACUGCAUCUGGAAGCCUCCCUGAUCAGAAUCAUGAUGGAGCUGGCUUAAUGAUAUCCCCUACUCAGAUAUCGUCAGCGAACCUGAAUGCUCAGAAACGUGCGUAUAGGCAACGGCGAAAAGACCCUUCAUGCGAUGCUUGUCGAGAACGCAAAGUGAAGUGCGAUGCAACGGAGACAUCGGCUUGCUCGGAAUGUUCGAGCCGUAACCAUAGGUGCCAGUUCACGAAGGAGACCAACCGCCGGAUGUCGUCGAUCAAACAGGUCCAGGACCUCCAGAGUCAAAUUGCCGAGUUAACACAUAUGAACUCUCAGCUACGAACCAAGGUCUCGGACAAGGACCCCUGGGAUACCGAACGAACGGACACAAAGCGCAGGCUUUCCGAAGCACACGCUGGCACAUUACCGGGACCACGCCAGGUAUCCUUCUCAACCUUGAACAACUUCGAACACGUUCGUAGCAACAUCCGAACGCAUUCCAAAGGUGUUUUUCAUACGCCGCAUCAGACUCUCAGCAGCGCUGCAGUUUCGAAUUGGUGCCCAUCUGAAAUACCAGCACGCGCAGACUUCGCGUACCUCGCCCGUUCUUACCUCGAGACAACACAUGAGUGGUAUCCCGCAGUCCAUUGGCCUACGUUCCAACGUGAAGUGGACGAGGUUUAUAUGUCAAAAACAUUCGAAGGCUGCUCCCGUGAAUGGGUUGGGCUGUUCUUCGCGGUACUAGCUUGUGGCUCUUUGCAGACCGGGGCUGAGCAUAUGAGCUCUCUUACCACGGCGUCCAAAGGACAGGCAAUGUAUGAGACUGCAACUGCUGUUCUCCAACCCUGGCCGCAGGAAUCAUCAGUCACUUUUGCUCAAGCAGCACUCCUGCUGAGUAUAUACGCCACUGAAAGCAACAUACGUUCCGUGGGCUCUAUGUGGCUCGCUUCUGCAGCAAGGAUGGCACAAGACCUAGAAAUCUGCCCUGAAGUUGAUUGCUGGCCCGUCGUCGAUGGUGAGAUCCGACGUAGGCUCUGGUGGUCCAUCUAUGUUCGUGAUAGGAUCAUCUCUCUUGAAACAAGCAAGCCUAUGAUCAUCAACGAGAGCGAUUGCGAGAUCUCUCUACCAUCCUCUCUAGAAGACCGCUAUAUUCAACCCAACAGUUCUUUCCGCUCAAUGGCAAAACCGGCUCACUUCACUGGCUUUGUGGCCAAUAUACACAUCACACGCCUAUACGCACCAUUACACCAGGUCUUAAGAUCGAGCGUCGUCCUGCCUCAGACUCUACAAAGCUUCGACGAAGAGCUUCGAUUGAAACUGCUGGUCCUUCCCGAGGCCUACCAACCAGACUCUAGUGCGUUGUUCGACGUAACGGCGCUGCCUACGAUCUUCUGCCUAUUAUCCGCUCGCUUCCAUAUGUACCGGCGCAACCUUACUCCUUUAUCGGGCUCAACUGAGCGGGCUAAUGCUUUGAAGCGUUGCGUCUCCGUAUCUCAGGAUACAGCAAAAUACGUGUCAAGGGCUUUACAUAAUCCUCCCAAACAAGACUCGGGUAAAGGGUGGGAGGAGAGGGUGGCAUCGAUAGCGAGCAAUACGGUGUGUUUGCACUUAUGGCGAUGCAUCCUCGUGCUUUGCUUCCAGGGCGAGUACAAAGCUGCGCUGGUGUGCUUGCACCUUUCGAGGACUAUCGGCAAUGUGCGGAAGACCAACUUGGCAUGUGGAAAGAACGUGGCGUUCUUUCUAGAGAGAAUGUUUGAUCGCGUACGCAGCGGUCAGGCAACCAGUCAACAACUCGAACAAGAUGAGGAAAUGAUUGCGUAUGUCAGUGCAGACGCUCAAAGCAGCCUUCAGCAUUCAUGGGUCUGGGUAGGCGACAAUUUGACCUCUUCAAGCUCAACACAAGAGGCGGCCCCAACUGCCAUCCGAUCACCAGGCACAGACGAGCCAAUGCGAGACGCGCUACCCUUACGAACACCAUCUGGUUCACCGAUGAACGGUGCUACAGAAGCAGACGACUGGGCUCAGGCUGAACAGAUGAUCAGGCAAUUAAUGGACGAGCACCUCCACCGAUCCACGCAGCCACCAGCCUAUUAUCCUCCGCCGCAUAAUCCCGUCAAGCGAGUGCAAUUAGCAACCGAUGUACUUUCGCCACCGAAACCCACACCGAACCCAAGCCCUACACCGUCAGGAACAAGUCGUAUCAGUAUUGCGAAUAUAAUAUAA